AUGGACAUGGGCGGUAUGGAUAUGGGCGGUAUGGAUAUGGGCAUGGGCGGAUGCCAGGUCUCGAUGUUGUGGAAUUGGAACACUAUUGAUGCUUGCUUCCUCUCCAAAUCCUGGCACAUCACUUCCCGCGGCAUGUUCGCCGGCUCUUGCAUCGGAGUCAUCUGUCUCGUCCUCGCCCUCGAAUUUCUCCGCCGUCUGGGACGUGAAUAUGACGCCUUCAUCGUCCACCGCGCCAGACUCAGAAGACAGUAUCUCUCCACUCCCUCACCCAAAAUCAUCCCAACGACCACCAGCAGCCCCGAUUCCGAAGAGGAAAAUCCAAACCCAGCCUCAUGUUGUGCCAACGACAACGGUGACAAGGGCGCUACCGCUGCUCCAGUCGCAAAGCCUACGCCUACGCCUCUACCUGCUACGGCUACCGUCACUGAUGACACGCCAUUCCGUCCCUCCAUUAUAGAGCAAUUCAUCCGUGCCCUCUUGCACAUGCUUCAAUUCGCCGUUGCGUAUUUCGUCAUGUUGCUCGCUAUGUAUUUCAACGGGUACAUCAUUAUCUGUAUCUUCAUCGGGGCGUUCUUGGGCUCGUUUAUCUUUUCCUGGGAGCCGAUUAAUCUGGGCAAGGAGAAUGAUGCUCUUGCUGUGACUAAAUGUUGCGGCUGA
Messenger RNA from Aspergillus wentii DTO 134E9, 657 nucleotides. Its product is annotated as high-affinity Cu transporter CTR3. Gene Ontology annotation, molecular function: copper ion transmembrane transporter activity. Lineage: Eukaryota; Fungi; Ascomycota; Eurotiomycetes; Eurotiales; Aspergillaceae. Gene Ontology annotation, cellular component: membrane. The coding region runs from base 1 to 657 and encodes 218 amino acids. The record is from RefSeq and is a predicted model, not a curated record. The transcript has 4 exons. Gene Ontology annotation, biological process: copper ion transmembrane transport.